Pecten maximus is the source of this 9600-nucleotide messenger RNA. Its product is annotated as titin homolog. Gene Ontology annotation, molecular function: small GTPase binding; actin binding; myosin binding. Lineage: Eukaryota; Metazoa; Mollusca; Bivalvia; Pectinida; Pectinidae. Gene Ontology annotation, cellular component: cortical actin cytoskeleton. Bases 789 to 5912 code for a protein of 1707 amino acids. The transcript has 24 exons. Gene Ontology annotation, biological process: intracellular protein transport. The record is from RefSeq and is a predicted model, not a curated record.
CGACUGGACUAUUGUGUGACCGUUGUGGACAUCACAUGCUUGGACGGCCGUAGAUGAAGAUUUCGGUAAUAGCUGACUUUUGAUGUAUUGGGCUUGCUGUGUUGUGUAGUUUAUCGCCAAAACAAAUAAUACAAUAGAUCCGGGAUUAUGACAGAAGUUUGAAACUUAAUUAUUUUUAGCCUGUUUUCAAUCGUGUUCACUGUUUGGGCUAUGGAGUAUCCGAGCAUGUGAACAUGUGUCGUACGUAAUUACAUGUGUCGUACGUAAUUACAUAUGUUGUACGUAAUUACAUAUGUCAGGCGUUACAUGUACUUGUGCUUAUUCAAUAGGAUGUUAGCUGAUCUAAGGAUUUUUCCAAAGGAUGUUUCUCCACUCUGUCCUUCAUUCGACCAGACAUGGGAGAUAACUCUGUCCAGUCCACAUUAGUCUCCUCUCCAUCUGGCUCAUGUUGCUUUUCCUACAAGUUUGGUCACCAUAGUUAAAGCGGACACUACAACUUUAACUACACGAGAACUUUACAAAGGAUUCAGACUUGAAAGCGACUUUUACAAGCGAUUAAUUACUAUACCUACUGUGAUUUUGUUUCACUUUUAAAAUUUCACUUGAUGAUGUGGAUAUAAAAUUCAUUAAUUUUACGAAUUAUUUGUCUGCAGAAUUAUAAUGUGUUUAUUCGAUCUGAUUACCAGCUGAGUUGAAGAUGGAGAUCAUGUGAACAUUUUAUUUAACCGGAUCGUGUGAGUUACGUGAAAAGCUUCUCGGUGAAGUGAUUUCUUCGUCAAACGUUCACAAUGUUGACGGACAAGGGGAUCGUGCGGAAGAUGAAUCUCGAACAUUUGAGUGCGACGGAGUGUGAGAAAAUCUUACAAGUUCUCCAGAAAGAUUUUGAAUUGCGACAGAAGGAAAAGACCCGGCUAGAAAAAAUCGAAGAAGAUUUGAAGGAAGAGGAUACAAAGACAGAGGUUCUCGCGAAGAAAACAAAACUGAACGAGAAUGUUUGUAUCCGUUGCUGUCAGACGUUUGGCCUCAUUUUCAACCGUAAACAAACCUGCGGUCACUGUCACCUGAACAUCUGUAAAUCGUGCUGUUCCCGCGACAUGGAAAAGGGAGGAUUCGUCUGUAACGCCUGUGUCAAAGAACACCAACUGAAGCUGCAGUCAUGUGACUGGUUCUACAAUAACGUGAGUCGACGUUUCAAGCGUUUCGGCAGUGCCAAAGUCGUCCGUACAUUGUACAAACAGCGGGGAGAUUCUGACAAUGAGAGUGACAGUGGCUAUGAUCCAUCCCUCUACUCGUCCUUCAAGAGUACUUCCCUCCAGUCUGUGGUACGACAGCGACCCGCCCUGGCUGGCGUGUUUCCUUCACACAAAAUGAGGGAGGACGAUGAUCAUGUUGAUCCAGUAUUGCCGCCCCCGCCACAGUUUGAGAGCGAUCUAUUUACUAAACCCCAGCCCCCGGUUGUCGUCACUCCUGUCCAGACAACCAAUGAAAACACUCGUUUGGAGGAAAAAAAUACACAAAAUCAGGAUGAGGGAACCCGAGAUAUAUACAAGGAAGCCUUUCUCUCUACAAAAGACGCAGAAGAAAAGAAGUUUGAGACACGAUUCAGCGGAUUAUUAUCGGAACUCCAAUUGUCUCUCCAGAACCAGUCUCCGAAUGGAGUGACCUACAGCACAUCAUAUGGAGGGGUAAUGGUUACCUAUACCGGACGAUUACGAGAGUUAUUGGUAGGCGUGUCGCAACGUUUGGAACUGGCCAUCGAAAGUUUUGAUAAUAACUCAAACCAUUCAACAGAAGCCACAUCUGACAAAGUCCGACAUUUAGUUUCUAAACUCGUUGAAAACAGUCUCGGAGAGUCCAUUGACUUGACAUCAGACGAAGCCGUCUCUGACUUGUCUUCACUCUCCGACGAGGACUCGGAAGGCCACAAAUCAUUUGAGGACCAACUGGCCCAGGCGGUCAUCUCUAAGGUUUUAGAGAACCAUAGAAAAGAGACCGGUUUACAGUCGCUGAGGCAUCCUCACCAGAACAAUAUCAUCGAGGAAAGAGAUCACAAGGACUCCGUAUUAAGUUCAAGUACUGUUGAUCAGGGUAACGGAGACUCUUUACAAAACUCUGACACUGAUCAAGGUCAGGCAGAAUCUUUACAUGAGGAUGAAGUUGAUAAUUAUAGUCCUCAGAAUUCAUACGUAGUGGUAGAGGAGGAUGUGACUCCAGACAUUACAGAGUUCAAAGGUCAUCAACAUCACAGUGGCACAGACAAUUUCAUAGACUACAAACAUCAGAGUGACCUGAAUUAUGAUAAAAAUAGAUCUAAAGGUGAGGUCAGAGGUCAUGUAGAUAAAAUAAGUGAAGAACACCGAGAUAAUGUUACACAAACAAAUGCGAAAGAGUUCCAAGUUCAAGAAGAUGAACACAUAAAUGAAGGGUUAGAGUUUAAAGGUCAUACAGGUCAACAAGUUCACAGAGAGAUCAAAGAUCAUAAAGGUGUGGUUGACAGUAGAGAGGUCAAAGUUCAAAAAAGAAGUGCUAGUGAAGAGCUCUCUCAGUUAGAGGAUGAUGAUAAUAUUGAUAAGAGAGAGGAAAAGGACGAUGUGAUCGAGGAGAAAUUUGAGGAAGAGACGAAUACUACAGAGGAACAUUGUGCUAAUGAAAAAGUUCCUGUCGAUCCAAUUAAUGAAAUAAGAAAACUUAAAUCAUUUCUGAGUGACAUUUCUCCGCGACCUCGUGUACGAAGAGUCGUAAUAGAGGAUGAACCAUGUGAUAUUGAAGAGCCGUUAAUUGAACCAGAACAGGUUUAUCGUGAGGAAAGCCAGCAGGACUUUUACACCAAGUGUACUGCCAUAGACUACGCACACGAACACACCGCAUCUCUCCCGGACUUCGAUGUCUCCGACUUCGAGUUAAAUUCUAACGAAAUUGAUCCAGAUUUGUUAUCCAUGAAUCUAGCUCCAAUUCUCGAGGAGGAUGAGGAGGGGGAGGAGGAUGAGGAUGAAGAAGAUAAGGUGACAGACUGGCGGGGGAAUUGGAUAUUCAAAGGAAAUUCCUUUGUAUCCCCGUACGCCAACAUGGGCAAGAAACUCAUCGGCGGUGAGGAAAUCGGACAGAUCUACAUGACCAUUCCGGAACCUUACCAAGAGUUGGCGCCGCGGGUCGGCAACAGAGAAGCGAGUGAUAUAUUUUCUGACCUAUCAGACGAUGACGAUGAAAAUGAGGACAAUUUAAGCGAUGAAGAAACGUCAUUCUACGCCAAAACGUCAGAGGAGAUUGCUCGAAUAACGAGGAAAGGCUCCUUUUCACAGUCGGUGCAAACAGAUGAUUCCGACCUUGAUACUUCAAGGGACCAAUGGACAUCAGACUCAGGGGUCAAAGGUCAAAGUGCAAAAGUUGAUGUAAGUGAAAGUAGUGCUGAUGAUUCUAAAACGAAAUCUGCCAAAAAGUUGAUUGAGGAGCUAAUCCCGGCUGAGAAUGGCGACCCUAAGUUUGAAAUUCCACCUGAGAGCGUAACGGUGCCGGAAGGUGAACCUGCCAAAUUUACGUGUCGUGUCGGGGGGACGGAUCCAACAGAUGUGUUUUGGUACAAAGUGGAGGAUGAGCUAAAAGAGUUAGAGGAGGCGGAACAGUUUGAUGUUUCUCGGGACGGAAACCGACAUCACAUGACCAUGUAUUACCCGGUCAAGGACGACGCCGGUCAGUACAUGGCUAUAGCGGUCAAUGAGAAGGGACGGUGCUGUCAAUAUUUAGUGCUCAAAGUCAAAAAAAAUACACAAGACCUGAAACCUCCAGAAUUCCUAAAAGGAAUCCAGGAUGUGGAGGUCACGGAAGGUCAAACUGUAAAGUUCAGAUGUAAGGUCAAAGGUUAUCCCCAGCCAAGGGUCAUCUGGUACAAAGACGGACAGAGACUGAAAAGUGACUCAAAUUAUAAAUUAGAGAAAUACGGUAACCGUGACUACCUGAUGACAAUUGACUGUGCAACAAUGAACGAAGAUGCCGAGUACACUGUCAUGGCCAAGAACAUCGCUGGGGAGGUCAAAUCCAGCGCUCAGCUGAUAGUGGAGCCAGAGCAACCAGAGGAAACUUUUAACUCACUACGAACGUCGUUCUCCUUUUCCUCGUCAUUUUCUGAUGACAAGAGGACAAAGCCUUCGAGGGUAGAUCAGAACAUCUCAAACCUCAGUAGGAAAAUGAUGACGACGAAGGACAACGUCACCAAUGUGGCAGAGGAUAUGUUAUCUACUGCAAAUGAGAAAAAUGCUGCCAAAAAUGUCCGACAAGUAACAUCAUCAGCAUUUAAUGUUCUCAACACAACAAGGGACACAAUUGACUCUGAAAAAGAGGAUGAUGGUUGCCUAGCAACAAGUACACCCCGCCAGGAGGGACAGAGCCCAGAUCUGCAUUUAAAAAUGGACAGCUCAAACAGGAAUUCAAAUUCUCCGGAAAUCACAAUUCAGCCGCAAGUACAACAGAAAAAAUGGUACAAUUCCUCCGCCUACCCUGUCGAGUCCUUCAGUUCAUACGUUUACCCGAAAACUUCGGAUAUAAGUUCAUCUGCCAGUGAUACAGACGCCCUAAAUGUGAGUAAUGAUAUUAUUUCUCGGACAGAAAACAUGUCGGUGCAAUCAGAAAUCGUUCUUCCACCAUCUUCUAUAAGUGAUGUCAAACAUAGUGAUUCUCAAAGUGAAAGACUUCCAGUGACAGGGGAUACGGUCAAGAGUUUAUCUGACAUUGAAGCUAAACAGGAAGUGGAACCUCAACAGGAAGUGGAACUACAACAGGAAGUGGAACUACAACAGGAAGUGGAACCACAACAGGAAGUUAUGUCACAACAUUUAUUACCACCAUCACCAACACAUCAGAAAGUGAAAGUGGUCACUGUGGUCAAUACGGGGCCAAAGAAACUCUCAAGCUCUCAGUUCAACAGAGACUUUUUUGUCAACACGACACCGACAAUGCCGCGGAAACGUUGGGAGGUUAACACGUCGUACAAGUCUACGACACCUCCAGUCAACCGUGACAAUUCCCUGGAGGAUACGCAGGAACAGAUCUACAUGACAGCGAGUAAGGUUUAUGACCUUGAGGAGACUGUAGGCGACCUUCAAACUCAAGUACAGGAUGUAGGGGAGGAGGAACGCGAGGCUUUGGAUGUUUUAGAGGAUGCCGUGGCCCAGACCGCGGCCGAUGUUCAUUGUACAGAACAGGAAGUAUCAUCCAUUGAAUCAUCAGUGAACCAAAUCAAAUUACGCGCUCUACCUACCACAAUUAUCGGUCAAACUAGUGAAGCGGAACUGCCAGAAAGUCGGACAGAAUUAAACGAGGAUUCCGGAAUCAAGGAGCUGCCAUCGGUGAAUCGGUUGAAGGCCAUGUUUAGUAAUCCUGCUGACGAAUCAUCCAUAAAGCGGGGUGUGCCUACUGACGGGGUACACAGCAUCACCGCUAGAACUGUGCCGAAAGAAAAAUUAGAGCGAUUCCGUAAGAAGUCUUCAUCGGAGUUUGACGAAUCAGCAGAAGACCAACUUGGGAGAAAAAGUCAUUUAACCGUUAACCUGACUCCCACUCCCAAGAUCACAAUUCAUGACGAACCUACACAAAUUUUCCCUGAAGCAAAAGGCGAAACAUUUCCAGCAUCAGUACCCAAGCAAACACCAAUCAAAACUACAGUUACAUCUCAGGUCAAAGUUCAACCAAAGACAAAAUCUCCUGUCACUCAUCAAAAAAGUAUGGCGCCACCAGCUCCUAUUGCCCAGGCAGGUAGUACCUCGAAAAAACCAACUGGUGUCAGUGAGAAAAAAACAACAACAAAAAUAAGAUCCGGGUGUAUCGCUGCCAGAGCAAACUUCUGGGAGAAAAAGAUUCAGGAUCCCCAGGAUGUUUUGGAAGAUGAAUUCCCAGAUAUGGUUGUCCAUGUUCAGGAGUAAAAGGCAUUUAAAACAAGGUUGUAACCUUCUCUUCCCUGAAGUGCAGCUGUCUCCCAGUUGGAUUCUGUUUAUACCGUCUCCUGAUUGGAUUCCAUUUAAUCACAUGACCAGUACACUGUCUCCUGAUUGGAUUCCGUUUAAUCAAUGACCAGUACACUGUCUUCUGAUUGGAUUCCAUUUAAUCUCAUGACCAGUAGACCGUCUUCUGAUUGGAUUCCAUUUAAUCACAUGACCAGUACACCGUCUUCUGAUUGGAUUUCAUUUAAUCACAUGACCAGUACACUAGCUGUCUCCUGAUUGGAUUCCAUUUAAUCACACGACCAGUACACCGUCUUCUGAUUGGAUUCCAUUUAAUCACAUGACCAGUACACUGUCUCCUGUUGUAUUCUGUUUAAUCACAUGACCAGGAUUCUGUGUCCUGAUUGGAUUCUGCUUAGUCACAUGACUGGUUUACUGCCUCAUUCUGUUUAAGUAACCCACUGCCAAAUGUUUUAUAAAAUGUCUCCUUUUUCUGAGUAAUCCACAGCUGGAAAGAAUUAUGGACGAUUUUUAUGGCUGUGUCUCUUUAUACCUGAAUCCACAAGGUAAAUCAUUAUAAAUACAAACAUCUGUGAGAAUAUUAUGAUACUGAUCAUACAUUAAAAUAAACAUCAUCUGUUAAGGAUAUGUGAAAUCAUUGUCAAUUAUAAAAUAAGGAUGAGUUUGAAUCUCUUUAGUGACAAUGUCACUCAAUUUCUUAAUGCUUAUAUCUUAACAAAUUCUUGAUACAUUGGUUUUUUUUUUGUUUUUUUUGUUUUAAUCAUUGAAAUUCCAUCCAAGCUAUAAAUAAUUACUUAGAACAGAUCAUUUCCUCCAAAACCAAAAUAUUCCAGAUUUAUGAAAAAAUGUAUAUGUGCGACUGUGGAAUCAGGGGAGGCAACUCUUACUUUAAAAUUAAAGUAGAUGGAAAUUUGUUCUGUAUUUUAUCCUGUAUAUAUUAAAAUUUAAUAUUCAGUUAUUGAUUCAUUGUGUUUAUCAGGUGUGAAAACGGUAUGGUUGAGUCUGAGAGAGAUCAGAGAGAGCAGAUCUGUGAAUGUUUAAUUGUGCACUAUUUUGUAAAGCAUAAAGUUUAACAGCAAUACUUUAGUGGUCAUCUGUCUUACAGAGAAAAAACUGAGUAGUUUUCUUUUUAAAAUUACUAAAAGUUUUGGUAAUGGAUAUAAUUUUGGAGGAAGCUAAAAUCUUAAAACUUCAUUUUAUAUCUCGCCUGUACGGCGAAAUUGCAAAGUGAUCAGACUUAAUGGUGUUAUAUAUGUACUUUUCUGGCGUGUCACAGCAGAGUUAUAUUUGUACAAUCAGGGAUUUUCCUACAAUUUUUCAACUGGGUCCAGGGUCCAUUGAAUCGGGGACAAAAUGUGACAUUGGGAAAAAUAAAAAUAGUGAAAUUCAUACAAAUUUCUCUUUGAUGAAUAUUGCCUUUAUAUUAUUUUUGAAUUAAUUUUAUCAUCUGUAGCUAAUUUUUAUUUUUCAAAAUUGCCUUAAUAUAGGUCUUUGUAUAUAAAAUAUAUUUAGUCAUUCAAAAGUAACUUCAAAUUUGGAAUUUUUUAAGUGGCAAAUUUGGAAUUUUCAUUUGAUUGUUUUAGAGGAAUAGGUCGAUCCUUUUAAUGGACCCUGUUUCUAUCGUAGGAAAAUCCCUGACAGUGUUAUCAACAAUUAACUUUUAUUGCAUAUAGAGCUGUUGCUCAAAAAGACCAGCCCAACUUUAAUAAACUUUAUUGUUAGAUCAUUUAGUGGACAUCUUAACACACAUGAUGUACCAUUCAUUUACAGAAUAUCCUGCAGAUUUUAUGAUCCAGCGAUUCUGGUAUUCAGGAAUGCUAGGGAUCUGGACUUCAUGGUAUUGUGUUGAGCUCAGUUUCUCGAAAAGUAUCAGUUUUAAUCCAACCAAACCAGGAAUAUAUUUGCUCAGUGGUAUGGACAGUCAACAUGCCCUACAGAUUACACAAGAUACAGGGUGUUAGGGGUGAUAUCCUGGGUACAGGGUAGAUAUGGUCUGUACAGCUACACGUGUGGGGUAGAUAUGGGGUGUUAGGGUUGAUAUCCUGGGUACAGGGUAGAUAUGGUCUGUAGAACUACACGUGUGGGGUAGAUAUGGGGUGUUAGGGGUGAUAUCCUGGGUACAGGGUAGAUAUGGUCUGUAGAACUACACGUGUGGGGUAGGUACGGGGUGUUAGGGGUGAUAUCCUGGGUACAGGGUAGAUAUGGUCUGUAGACCUACACGUGUGGGGUAGAUAUGGGGUGUUAGGGUUGAUAUCCUGGGUACAGGGUAGAUAUGGGGUGUUAGGGGUGAUAUCCUGGGUACAGGGUAGAUAUGGUCUGUAGAACUACACGUGUGGGGUAGAUAUGGUCUGUAGACCUACACGUGUGGGGUAGAUAUGGGGUGUUAGGGGUGAUAUCCUGGGUACAGGGUAGAUAUGGUCUGUAGACCUACACGUGUGGGGUAGGUACGGGGUGUUAGGGUUGAUAUCCUGGGUACAGGGUAGAUAUGGUCUGUAGAACUACACGUGUGGGGUAGGUACGGGGUGUUAGGGGUGAUAUCCUGGGUACAGGGUAGAUAUGGUCUGUAGACCUACACGUGUGGGUUAGGUAUGGUCUGUAGAGCUACACGUGUGGGGUAAGUACGGGGUGUUAGAGUUGAUGUCCUUGGAACAGGGUAAUCAUUGGUUUGAGAAAACAUAUUUCUGCCUCAUUUAAAGACUUUGUGUAUCUGUAUAUUACCUAAAACAGCUGAUAAUACAUUAUGUAUACUUACUAAUAAAGCUAACUAUACUUGUUUUAUUGUUUUAUAAUGUACACAGUAUAUAAUGUAUGUCAGGCGUUAUACUUACAGGGUUCUUCAUGGGCACAGCUUCCCCAAUAUUUAAACUUUUUCUGGGAAAGAGGAUCAGUCAAUUAUUGAAGUGAGACAAAAUUGCUUUCCUCGUUAAUCUGUCAAUAAGAUAUGGCCAGGUUUAGUUUUACAAUAACCAAAGAUUAUGAUAAAGGGAAAGGAAAAUACACUGAUUUCUUGUUUAACUUUUUUUUCUCUGUAUGAUCUGGUUAAGAGAUAACAGGUAUAGUUUUGUAAGUGUACCCAGAUAAGGUCUCCUGCAGUAGUAUUUAUUAUUUUAUCAGUUUAAGUUUUGUUAAAUCCACAGGGGCUAAUUAAGUGACGAGAGACCAGACCAUGUGGUUAUUUUUUUCUUUCUGGGUCAUAUCAACGUGCCAAGCCCCUGUGAUUAAAACCAUGUAUGUAAGUGUUAUAUUGGGAUACUGGACUGGGCUGUCCUCAAAUCGAUUUGAGUACACAAUGGAAAUAUUUGUAUAAAUAUUUUUGUAUUAAUGUCAGCAAUUAACAGAUGUAUAUAUAGAGAGAAGUUUAGAUGUAUUUAUUUCAUAUACAUUUAAGUGUAUAAAAUAUAUUCUCCCUUUAUUGAUUACUGCCAGAGGAAAGGUUUUCAAUUAUAAAUUAUAUAACAUUUUUUGUAGAUAUGAUUAAGUUGAUGCCAAUCAAUGUUUGUGUAUAUUAAGACUCAUUUAUAAACAUUUAUAUACUAAUAUACUGGAAUUACCUGAUAUUAAAAACAAUACUUGUACAACAUUGUUUAUGUGCAAUACAAAUGCCACAGAAAAAGAGACAAUUUUAUAAGAAUAAAAUUGUCAAAAUGUU